CCCUGUUCGCCAUGCAAGCCGGCAAGCAAGAUACGAUGUUGAAGUGACCGAAGUUUUUCGACACCAAAUCAAUAUGGCCCUCAAAUUGGGAAAAUGCAGGCUCUGUUUGAAACUCGGCGACUUCUACUCCAUCUUCACGAUGGACAAUUCUGUUCAGCUCUCGGAAAUGGUGAUGGAGUGCGCGCGGGUGAAGGUCUUCGAAGGAGACGGCCUGCCGGAUAAAAUCUGCUCAGAAUGUGUGCAGAAGCUGAGCAGCGCCUAUAUCUUCAAGCAGCAAUGCGAGAGGUCGGAUAUGGAGUUGCGGCGGAACUACGUGCCGCCUCCUGGGUUCAGCAUUACUCCGCCACCACAAAACCGACAGAGCAGCGACUCAGCUUUCUCAUCCGCUAACACUGAUAUGUCAUUCCACCACAAACCUGCAUCCACAGAGAAUGUAACUCCAGCGAAUAGAAACCGUAAGCGAAGCCACGAGAGCGUUGACGAGUCAGUUAGCAGUCAGUCGCAUGAUUACAGACCUAGCAGCUCGAAACGUGUCGAAGAACUCCGAAACUCCAGCAAAAGGUCGCGUCGACAGUCGCCAAAUGCUUCUCUUCUAGACUCUGACUAUGAGGACAACAGCUUCUCCCAUUUUUCAGCUGAAACCGACUCCGAUGAACCCCUCAUGCAUACUUUCAAAUGCAAGCUGUGCCCCAAAGAAUUCAAAUCUUCCCUAAGCCUCCGUUCGCAUAUGAAAGUACAUCCCAAAGAAGACAGAGAAAGUCUCGUUGCUAUGGGCGCAAACGCCGUCGUUAACAUUCCCAAGAAGAGCAUGGAGGACGCAAAGGAUUCUGAUGAUAAACUUUCUUGUGAUAAAUGCCAGAAAACAUUCAAACUUAAAAUAAUGCUAAAGCGACAUCAGGAAUCUUGCGGGAAGUCACCACAGAUAUCAAAAGAGCUUCUUAUUUCCUUGGAGCCAAUUGAUGCGGUGCUCAAUGUAGCAACAAAGCCAAUCGACCCCAGCAAGAAUAUCGAUUGUGAAAUGUGCACGGCCAAGUUCAAAACCUACGACAAUUUGGUGAAGCACAUGCGAGUCGUACACGCAGCGGUUCCGAAACGACCAAGGAGUAGUUUUAACAAUAGUUUAAAUAGUAGCAAAUCUGACGAAAAGGGGUCGGUCCCCUGUCUUUAUUGUGGGACAACAUUCAACGAUUUCAGUGCUUAUGGCACGCACUUCCAAAUCUGUCCAAAGAAAGAUGAGACUAUUCCGUACCAAUGUCAAGUGUGUAUGAAGACGUUGACGAAGAAAGCUUCCUACAUGUCUCACAUCAGACAGGCUCAUUUUCCUCCGAAAGAACCGAAGCCGGAGACGCCGGUAAAGACAUUCGACUGUAGAAUGUGCCACAUGCCACUGGCGACUCAAGAUGAACUGAUUUCACAUCUUGCAACGCACAUGACUAAUGAUGACACUGAGGAAAUUGUAGAUUCUGAAUCCAGGGCGAGCACAGCCGACGACGUCCAAUCAACACAUUCCGACUAUACCAACUUUUCCGCUUCGGGGGGUCCUCUUAAGUGUCAGCAUUGCGCUCGAUCUUUCAAAUACAAGAAGUCAUUGCAAACACAUCAGAUAAGGGAACACAGCCAGGCCACUGUGGAAAUUAAGACUGAGCCUCCAGACAAGCCCUCAACUAGUCACGAGAUGGAGGUAUUUAGAGAGUACGACGACGAUUCUAGUCCCGGGGAAGGAGAUGAUUUGACUUGUGAAAUUUGCGAGAAGCAGUUCUCGUAUAAGCGGUUGCUGCUUCACCAUAAGAAGACGAAGCACAACAUGAGUUCUGGACAUAAGCGGGCGAAGAUUAAUUUGAAGGAUUGUACGGUGCGGUGUCUGAUUUGUGACGUAGAGAUGAAGGUUUCGGGGAUUAAUGAGCACAAUCAGAAACAUAUAACGGCGAACAUCAAGCCUCGCAACUUGUAUACGUGCGGGGAGUGUUCAGAGCAGUUCAAGAGUUGCAGCGGGCUGGCGACACACAUCAAACUGAUACACAGACUCAAACAACCUCCGCCGGCGAAGCGGCAGGAAUUUGAAGGUGCUGAUUUGGCGGAUUUUUGUGAAGUCGUUGUGACGAAAACGGAGCCCCUGGACUCGGUCCAGAGUCACAACGGCUUUGUCGAGGUUCCGGUCACGAACGGCCCGCUGGUGGACCUGGCCGGGUUCACGUGCCAUCUCUGCGGGAAGAAGAUGAAGACGCUCAUCUCGUUGAAGCGCCACGUCAACUGGCACGCCAACGUCGGGAAUAACCUGCAGAAGAACAUCCAGUGUUUCGUGUGUCAAGAGACAUUCAGAUUCCAAUGCCACUACCGGUUGCACAUGCGCGAACACUACACGGACACGAAUCUGGACCCGCGGCACCUCACGUGCCCCAUCUGCGGCCGCCGCAGCAAGCACCUCCGUGCCGCGCAGGCGCACAUGAACUUCCACAAGCAAACCCGCUUCAAGAACAAGGACUACCAGUGCUCCAUCUGCAAAAGAGUCUUCCAGCAUCGUAAGGUAUACCUUUCUCAUAUGGCUAUCCAUUAUAAACGCGGCGAAGGACAGAAUGCUAUAGUGGGUGAUCGUCCUCUAUCGUCCGCCCCCACUGCGGACGGCACGUACGUCUGUCCCCAAUGUGGCAAAGUCUGCGACUCAGAAAACUCGCUCAAGUGUCACAUCAGAUGGCACUCAUCGAAAUCCUCCCUCUUCGGUCAACGACACGAGUGCAACAUCUGCAACCUCCAAUUCACCAACAAGAGACGUCUAGAGAUCCACACCAGGGACCACUACGAAGACGAAAAUGGACCAUACAAGUGCACCAUAUGUGGCAAAGGUUACAUUGAUGAAGAGUACUUCCGCAGGCACGUCAAAGGACACAAUUUCGAUCAUUUCAGUCAUAAAAAACGAAUUGAAAAGCUGCGGAAGGAUAAAGUAAAAUGCCCGAUCUGUUUACGAUACUAUCCCGAUUUGGUGAAACUCAUUAGACACUUGAAACGAUCGCACCCGGAGAGCAAGAUGAUCAAGCCAGACCCCGACGCUCCACCGCCUCAGUACUUCAACUGUAAGCUGUGCGCGAAAGUGUUUCUCACUGAGCGCAGACUGCAGAGUCACACGGAGUCUCAUCUGAGAAAGCAUGAGUUCUUCAAAUGCAAGUUUUGCGGGAUAAAGAGUGUUUCGUUACAAAAACACAGGCUGCAUGUAAAACAGAAGCACAUGACAACGAAAUUCUUGGAGGAACCUCUCAAAUGCCCUCAUUGCACAGACACGUUCAUCCGAGGGUACGAAUUACAUCACCACAUCCGCGACGUUCACGGCAUCGACGAGGUCUGGCUUGCAGACCGCAAGGAGGAACCUCUAGGGCCGCUGAAAGAGUUCCAAUGUUCCAUCUGCCUGAAAAUCCUCGCAACCAGAGGUAAUUACGAAAGGCACAUAGAUUACCACAACUCUUUGAGAUGCAACUACUGUUUCGACUACUUUGGCUCGCUCAAAUUUUUAGAAGGCCAUCUAGCGUUCAGUUGCGACAAGAAGAAACUGAUCGGAGACACAGAAACAUAUCCGAAGAAAGUAAAAUGCAAUAUUUGUUACAAAGCCUUCCAUUUGCAAGUAAAGUUGGACUGUCACCUGCGCACGCAACACAACAUACUUGUGUCGAGAGAAGCCUCUGAAGGAAAGCAGGACAAUUUGUGUGACUUUUGUUUCAAAGUAUUUGAGAACGAGCACGCUCUAUCUAUGCAUAAGAUUUACCACCGCACGAUUGGGUAUUACGGCUGUAUCUACUGCAACAAGAAGUUUAACACUCUCAUUGUAUACAACAAGCAUAAGAAGCAACAUCUAAACAGGCUGUAUCCAGAUAAUCCCAGGAAAUGCGAACAUUGCGAUGAAAAGUUUGUGGCGUUCAGAGACAUGAUAGAACACAUGAAAGAAGUCCACGGAGACGACAAGGAAUGGAUCGUGAUGCCCAAAGAGUCGAUCGAGGAGAAAUGUCCCAUAUGCAACAAGAUAUUCUUCAACCUGCACCGACAUCUCGCUUACCAUGAAGAGAACAGAUGUAAGAAGUGCGGCGAGUAUUUCUAUUCUAGAAUCGAUUACGACAAUCAUCUCUGCUCGAUUGAAAGCGACGAAGAAAUCGUCGAGGGUAAUGAAAACGACAUUCGGCCCAAGUACGAAGAAUGCACAUUCUGCUUCAAACCAAUUACUAGAAAGAAUACGAAGAAUAAGCACGAUAGUUUGCACAGAACAUCAGGAGCGAUAUCUUGUCGUUUCUGUUCGUUCAAGUUUAAAACCAUUGACGCUUUCAAUAUCCACGCAUUCUCGCAUCGAAGUAGGAAAUACAAUAAGAAGCCGAUAAAGUGUCGCAUUUGCAAGGAGAAGUUCGUGAAGUACGGGCCUUUUAUUAAGCACAUGAAGGGGGUGCACAAGUCGACGAAGAGGGUCCACUACCGAGCGAUGGUGAAGGCGGAGCGAUGCGUGGUGUGCGGCGACAGCUUCCCCAACCUGCACAACCACUACCGCAGUCACCUUCAGAACCAGUGCCAGCUGUGUCGGAAGUACUUUAGCUCAGUGAAACUGUUCUCACAGCACGAAUGUGACAAAGAAGACGCGGAUCCAUCCAAAGUGUUCACAAGCGAUGAAGAUUUGUACGCGCUUAUAAAGUCUUAUGUUCCUAAGGAUGAGAAGGAUGAUGAGAAGUUCUACGGAUACACAGACGACGAGGAUGAGGAGGAGGAAAUGGCACAGAACGAGGAAAGCCAGAAUUCUAUGGAGAAUGGGAAUGCAACGGGAUCCGAUAACAUGAUCGUGCAGCCGUUUGUAAUUUCGGAUGUCCUCUCGCUUUAUGAGAAGAAGGAGGAACUGCUAGCACUUUAUCAAAAAGACGACCCGAAACAGAAAGAACUGAGCCCCAAAAAGAAGGUUACUCGGAAAAAGAAACCACCUAAGAGUAAGCCUAAGGAACCGGAACCGGAAAAGGAAGAUUCUGAUAUAGAAAUUGUAGAUCUGGAAGAUGAUGAGUCUGCUGGUGCUGAGAAGGUAUACACUGUUAUCACAAUUGAUGAUGACGAUUGAAUUUGGAACUGUUUUGCAAUUUUGAAUGAUAUCCCUGUUAGAAACAAUGCUGAUAGGACAUCGACGGUAAUUGUACGCACCUCACGCAAAUAAUAAUUAAGUAUUUAUAAAGAAUACAUUUUGUAUAAUAAAAGCAGUCGCUAAUUUUGAUGUCUAAAGUAGAAUUAUGUUAGUUUGUGAAAAGAACUAGGUGUUUAUGUUCUGUGGAACACAAAAGAUGGAAGAUACUCAUCAUUCCUUUCUCACAUAGUAUUAAUAUCACUUUCUCAUUUGAGUGAUGUGAACUAGGUCACUCAAAGAAUAAUGUGUCUUCUCCUUUUCUAAUAUGAAUGGAAUGAUCUUGUCAUUUCUUCUCCUCAGCCAUAACACCUUGCGAAAUGACGUAAAUUCAAAAAUGUUACAUUGACCUUCAACAAGUUUAUCCAUGAUAAUUACGUUGAAUAAAUGAUUCUGAUUUCUGAUUUCUGAUUUCUGAUCAAGACACACACAUAGACUCACGCCCGUAGUCCCUAAUGGCGUGGGCAGAGCCUCAAGUAAUCAAGAACAACUUGCAGCUACUCUUGAUACGAAGUCCUGAGAUGUAAUAUGAUGAACCUUAUGGUGACACGGGAGUAGCAUAUAUAGCAUGUAGUUGCAUAUAUAGUCGGAAUAAUGGAGUCUAAAACUUAAUUUUGCAUGUCAAAAUUUAAAUUAUGUUAAGUUAUGCUAAGAUUACUAGUAUAGGAAAAUUUUAAUCUCAAAUUUAUAGUAGCAUAUGGUUUAGACUAAGAAGAUUAUGGACUCUAUGUUUUUUAUUUGUUACCUGCAACGGGAGAAUUAUUGCAGUUAUUUGUGUGAUUUUGUUAUGUUUUCUUUCUUCUCCAUAGAGAAGGUGAAAUAUUAUUUUUAAAUUUAGUUUUUCGUUAUCAUUUUGUAAAUACUAGAAUUCACCAGCUCUUUGGCUGCCAUUUGUAUAUAUCUACUUUAUGCCAUAAUUUCUAUUAGAUUAUAUUUUAGGUCCGUACUAUGGAUAUGAUACAAGAAUAAGUAACUAUGUUCCGUAGUUUAUAUGUGGUAAAUGGGUGAAUGUCGUGUGUAAUUUCCUUUUUUUUUUGUCGAAAUCGUUUCCAAGUCUUAUUGAAGUGACGACUUAUUAAAUUAUAUUUCGGUCACGCUGCUACCCACCGUGUUAAACAAAGAGCUUGUUUAAUAUUUUGGAAGUUGGUCGCAAUUUGGAUGCGUUUUCGUACAAACGCUGAUCUUCGACAACAAAAACAAGAAGUUGAUAUUGUUUGAGAUCCUGUAUUCGAAUCGAUUUCGUACGUUAAGGGUUGAGCUACGUCAGCCCUCGUGACACUUUAGAUAACAUUCGCUGCGUCUAUUUGUCAAAACUCUCGAUAUAACUCGUGGCACGCUCAGCGCGGCUGCCGUGCAGCCUGCUGCCCGCACAGCAAAUCACAGUUCUAGCGACAGCAAAGGACAGAAGCCUAGAAAAUGGCGGCCAGGUGCAAUUCAACCCUUACGCCCAUAUCGAACUGAAUAUAACGCAGCAAAAAAAAAUGAAUUUUCUAUCGGUGUUGCCAGCAUUUGUGUUACACUUGAAUUUUGGUAUUGCCAUUUUGUAUUAAACUGUAUUUGUACUAACGGUUAAAAUUAGUUGAAAAAAGUAUAAGUAACUUUUAAAUCUUAUAGUGAAUGGAAGAAAAGCAUUUAAAAUGUAAACAUUCGGGAACAUUUUAUAGGUAUGUUGUUUUGCGGAAUGUGUUGGGUGUCUGCUGUGUGUGUAUUUUUACAAAAUCCGAGUCCCGUUUUUGUUCCGGGGUCCUCCUUGCCUAAUCUAAAGUAUUGAUAUUGAUAACUUUUUUCCGGAAACAUCUACCAUAUCUAUUGUUUUUAAUGCGAAGUGUAUAAUACACAAAUCUAUGUAUUUUUCCGGAUUUUGUAAACAUACGUGUGCACAUAAUACAGUAUUUGACUACUAUUUGAAAGUUUACACCUUUAUAAAACACAUGAAGUUUAGGCAUCUGUUGUGAUAAAAUUUGUGGUAUGUAUUUUUAAACGUUGCGCAAUGUAUGUCGGUAAAUAGGAAACAAAAGAAAUAAUCAAUAAAAUAAUAUACUUAAUAAAACUUAAGUCAGUUGCAAUGUAUAUUUUUAAUUAAAUUGUACUUUCAAAAUAGCAUGACUACCACGUAUUUUAAACCUUAGCUAUUUCGUUUUUUUGGAUCAAAAUGAAUAUAAAUCUUGAGUAAUAUUUUGUCACUAAGAUAAUAAUAGUUCUAUUUGUAUACUAUGUGUCACUCAAGAGAGGAAAAGUUUAAAAUGUAAGUUUGUCUCUUUCCGUCUUUAUAGUAAAAUAAUUACUCAAACGGAAAUAGAAUGAUUCAAGUUAGAUACUCGUAUCAUGGCGAAAUUAAUAUUGUUUCGUAAAUGUUAUACAAAGUAGAACAAUUAUGCACAUUGUUUUCUGAUUUAGCAUUCCAAAAUGGUCGUCGUUUAUAGUGAAUAAUGAUUAUCUUGCCUAUUUCUGAUAUGUCUGUGAACAGCUCUCAGCUGUCUUUACUUUUCGUAUGCUGUACUUAACAGACUUAGGGGUGGGUUUCUACUAAAGCGGAUAGGAGAGGAUGCGACCGGAGAUAUGCAGUAAUGGACCAAUCAUCGCAAGGGAUCGCAAGUGUCUUCUCUCUCACUCUCUUUUGGGUUGUGAUGAUUUGAUUUCGCACGUGUCCGCUUCUCUCCGCUUUGGGUUUCCUCGCCCUAUUAUGUACGGUCACGAGUACUAAUAUGUACAUACACUUUGAAACCAUGCCACAUUAACUUUUUUGACUAAUUAAACCGUAAGUCUCAUUAAAUGUUAAAUAUAAUACUGCGACAGGGUUCUAAAGUGGGUACAUGAUAUUGCUCAUGACUGUACAUCUACUAUAAGGGCUUAUUACACCUACCUGUCCGACGGGCUAGAUGCGUCAAGGUCACAGUGGUUGCCAUGGUUACUCCCCACCAACUCCCGUUUCCCGAUCAGAUCGUGAAGUCUAAUAGCAAAUCGACGGGGCGUAACCAUGGAAACCACAAUCUAGAAUCUAGCCUGUCGGAUAAGUAGGUGUAAUAAGCUCUAUAGUCAGCGCGCAAGUUGUCACCGCUUGAGGUAUGCUCUCAUCAGGACGGGAGAGAUAGAUAAACACUGGUUGGCGGACGCAGUCAGCAUGAGACAGAGAGAGACUCCGCCAAUCACUCAAUCGCUUCUUCCCGAUUAACAUACUUCAAGGAGUGACAGCGCGCGAAUUAUAGGCACGACCAGUGAUGUGCCGUUCCGUUAAAAAGGCGCAAAAGUAAAAAUAAAUAUUACCGAGCCUUUAGGCAGAUAGGAUCAGAGUACAGGAACAAUUAAAAAAAAAAGCAGUCCCUGUCCUUACUAUUAGAAAGUUUUACAACAAUAACGUUCUCACUUUGAGAACAGUCUCGGGAACCAGUGGCGGCCCUAGGGCGGUGCGAGGUGCCGGAAUGAGGGGGGGGGGGGGGUUGCUCAAAAUCAACCAAGACUGGUUCGCAAACUAAUUUCAUCGGGUUAGAUUGCUCAUACCGGGUAGCCGUAAACAAUUUUUUUUUAUUUUAAAGGGCUGAGGGGUGCCAUUUUGAGGACUCGCACCACCUAAGAAUUUUGCUAGUGCCGCCACUGUCAGUUAUGGCACAUCACUGGGCACGGCCUUACCUCCACAAACGGAGAGUUUAUGGAGCACGUGAUUUGGUGGAGAAAUAUUCUGUGUCAUCUUUUCAUCCAAACUGGACAUAUGUAGAAAAGUUAGUUUUGCCAAAGGACUAAUGGAUUGAUCUUAAAUAGUUGAUGGUAGAGUAGGUUAGGUUAUUCAGGAUUAUGAUCUACCAGUUAAGACUAAUGUAAGGGCAUUUAAGGGCUAGUCUCGUACUAACGGACGAGUUUUAAAUUAUUACUUUCGUAUAGUGAAACUGAUAUUUAUUAUACUUUCAACGUGUAGAAUUCAAGGAUCAGGAGGGUUGAAAAUGCCACAUCGAAGCAAUUCAUCAAAAAAUCAAUAUUGCUAUUUGCGCAUAUAAAAGUAACUGCGCAAUGCAAACAAAUGUCAAAUAGCAAUAUUGCUUUUUUAGAUGAAUUCCUUCGAUGUGGCCUUUUUAACGCCCGUGUAUUCCAUUAAACAGCUUAGUUGACAGUUGUCAGAACAAUAUAUGUAUUUUCCUCAUUAUGUUUCCUUUGCAAUGGGCCGCAUUGCAGUUUCUGUACUUCUUUCUUUUUCUAACACUCCGGACAGUCAUUUACUAGAGCGAGAUAAAGUGCGUGAGUGCGUCCGCAAUCCGACCGACGCGUUGAUUUCGCCGUGUGACGUCACAUUAUCUCGCUCUGGCUAAUGACAGUUCUGAGUGACAGAGAAGGAUAUAAUGAAAGUGCGUAUAGAAAGCACAAUCAGAUAAAGAGAGAAACAAGUAUAUAUUUGCGUGUGAGAGAGAAGGUAGCCAACUUGUGUGUUUGCUAGUCUUUAAACGGUCCUAAUAAUUAUUAUUGUGAGAAACUUAGAACAAUUAGAAAAGGCGUAUGGAAACGGGAGUAUUUUAUUCCGAUUUAAAAAGCAUUUUGUUUUUGUAUAUAAAUAAUAUACAUGUAAUUAAUGACUUUCCUUCUAGUUUAUGAAGAUUCGUCCGUUAAUGCGAGUGUUUAGAGAUAAGAUAUUAUUAUUUCUUGUGAAAAUUCGUGAUUAUAUUUUUGUUCGAGGUAAUUCGGUAUGUAAGGGAAACAAAAGUUACGCUAGUUCUAAAAACAUUUCGAGAGUUCCGUCUUAAUUAGAUUUUUCAAUAUUUAGCCCUCAAAUCAGCUGGAUGGUGCUUAUUUUAACAAUAAUCGUGUAUUUGUUUGACCUUUUUGUGACAAGGUAGUCUGUUUACACAAAAAGUAAAACUAUUCAAAAUUCAUUUAAAAAUAUAAAAAAGCAAUAGUACCUUACAUACCCAAUUGCUUAAUUUUUUACACUUGUGAAACGCGUUUUAUUUUGAUUGAAUGUGAAUUGUUGAGUAUAUUAAAGUAAUGAUUAUGUA
Messenger RNA from Pectinophora gossypiella (pink bollworm), 10107 nucleotides. RefSeq names its product zinc finger protein 208-like. Bases 74 to 5071 code for a protein of 1665 amino acids. Gene Ontology annotation, cellular component: nucleus. Lineage: Eukaryota; Metazoa; Arthropoda; Insecta; Lepidoptera; Gelechiidae. Gene Ontology annotation, molecular function: DNA-binding transcription activator activity, RNA polymerase II-specific; RNA polymerase II cis-regulatory region sequence-specific DNA binding; zinc ion binding. Gene Ontology annotation, biological process: regulation of transcription by RNA polymerase II. The record is from RefSeq and is a predicted model, not a curated record. The transcript is spliced from 7 exons.